AUAAUAUAGAAGCCUCAAUCUAUAUAAAAUGCCAAAAAAAAAUUAGAGAUUAAGGCUGAUAUUUUAUUGGGCUUGUUAGUCCGAUUAGGUCAAAACGUCAAAAAGCUCUUGUUGGGUAAUAAACUAAUAAUAUACUAUCUUCUACCAAUUUGUUUGAGCAACAUCGUUUUGUCUGUGAUUGUGACUACUGGUCUUUAGGGUUUCUGUGUUGAAGAGAGAAAAGAUGGACUCUGGAUUAAGUAAUGAGAAUCCAGUUGUCUAUCUGAAGAAACAACAACGUCUUCGUACUGAUCGAAGCAACACCGAUGAGUUCUCAAGAGAACCAAUAGACCAGCUCGAGAUUUUUGAUAUCCUCUAAUUUUUCUUAUAAUCCGUAACAAAUUGCAUAUUCUCAUCAUUAUCUUUAUUAUAGGAUCAACUUCUUUUUUUUCUCUUAACAAUCUACAAAUCAUAUAAAAGAUAUCAAAGAUCCAGAGUAUCCUAUGCAGUCUCUGGAAGAUCUCCGUGUAGUUACAGAAGAAUCAGUUGAAGUUGAUGAUGACAAGAGUUAUGUUAGAAUUACAUUCAGACCAACUGUUCCACAUUGUCACUUGCCAAACUUAAUUGGUGUUUGCAUCUACGCAAAACUUCUAAAAAGCCUUCCUGCUCGAUUCAAGGUUGAUGUAAGAGUAGCACCAGGGAGUCAUGCAACAGAGGCUUCAGUCAAUAAACGAUUGGGAGAUAAAGAGCGUAUAGCGGCAGCCCUUGAGAAUCCUGACUUUAUGAGUCUGUUCAACUAAUGCUUACAAGUUUGUGUAAUUUUGGAUCCGCAUAGGACUGUGUCUUUACGUUCUUGAUUCUUAAUUUGCUAAUAUUUUCAGAACUAGAGAGCCUCUUGUAAUCUUUCCUCUGUUUAUAUAAAACUUCAUUCUCAAAUAUUUAGUCACAACUUGUCAAUGCUAAACAAUUAGUA
Messenger RNA from Brassica napus (rape), 952 nucleotides. RefSeq names its product protein AE7-like 2. NCBI's taxonomy places the organism in Eukaryota, Viridiplantae, Streptophyta, Magnoliopsida, Brassicales, Brassicaceae. The coding region runs from base 483 to 779 and encodes 98 amino acids. The transcript has 4 exons. Gene Ontology annotation, biological process: iron-sulfur cluster assembly. The record is from RefSeq and is a predicted model, not a curated record.